UCAAAACGAACAUGGAAGGGGUUUUAGGGUUUAAACUCUGCGUGUAAAUAAUGUCAUCAAAUUCACCCAAUGAUCUGCAAAUUCUAUUACGAACCGCCAUUGAUACCUUGUUACAAAGCCUAUACAGCAGCAAUACUUGAUUCAAUUCAACUCCCACAAGAUAACCUCAAAUCCUCAGAAAGAAAAAAAAAAUAAUAAUAAUAACUUCAAGCUUCAAAAGAGCAAGAGGCAGGGAUGUUGUACAUUAUAGGACUAGGAUUAGGGGACGAGAAAGACAUUACGCUAAGGGGACUUGAAGCUGUUCAAAAAUGUCAAAAAGUUUUCAUUGAAGCUUACACUUCUCUCCUCUCGUUCGGCCUUUCCUCGGAUGGCCUUUCAACCCUGGAAAAACUCUAUGGAAAGUCAAUUACAGUUGCAGAUAGGGAAACGGUUGAGGAGAAGGCCGAUGAUAUACUAUCAGCAGCAGCUUCCUCAGAUGUUGCUUUUCUGGUAGUUGGAGACCCUUUUGGAGCUACAACACACACGGACCUUGUGGUUAGAGCGAAGAAAUUGGGUGUGGAAGUAAAGGUUGUGCAUAAUGCAUCAGUCAUGAAUGCCAUUGGGGUUUGUGGCUUACAACUCUACCGAUAUGGAGAGACGGUUUCCAUUCCCUUUUUCACAGAUUCCUGGAGGCCUGAUAGCUUUUACGAGAAGAUUCAAAGGAACCGAAAGCUGGGACUGCAUACUCUCUGCUUGUUAGAUAUUCGUGUGAAAGAACCUUCAUUAGAGUCCUUAUGCAGAGGGAAAAAGCAGUAUGAGCCGCCAAAGUUUAUGACAAUAAGCAUUGCAAUUGAGCAGCUUUUGGAGAUUGAACAAAUGCGUGGAGAAAAUGCUUACAAUGACAAGACACUCUGCGUCGGUUUUGCUCGGCUUGGUAGUGAAGAUCAAAUGGUAGUUGCUGGUACCAUGAAGCAAUUGUCAGAUGUUGAUUUUGGUCCUCCACUUCAUUGCCUUGUAAUAGUUGGCAACACUCACCCAAUAGAAGAAGAGAUGCUGGACUUCUAUGAACUGGGCAAGAUUCAGGGGCAAACUUCAUGAUAUAUUUUUUCUUUUUUGUUAAUUAGACAUCAGAUUGGAUUGUAAAUCAGGCCCUGUUGUUGUUUCAAACUUCCUUUUUUUUUUUUUUUUUUUUUUGGCAUCAUUUUGGCUUUAUUUGCCUGUGCAACCC
Messenger RNA from Oldenlandia corymbosa var. corymbosa, 1207 nucleotides. The record is from the annotation of a GenBank genome assembly. NCBI's taxonomy places the organism in Eukaryota, Viridiplantae, Streptophyta, Magnoliopsida, Gentianales, Rubiaceae.